UUAAGUUUUUUGGUUUAUGAGAGAGAUGUUAAUGUAUUCGAGUGUUAAUUAAUUUUAUUUAUUGCCGUUUUCAAAAUGGAUUAUAUGGAUGAUGUAUCUGAUGAGGAGUUGGUAACGCAAUAUCUAAACAAUGCAGCUCUUUCUCAAGAUUCUUCCGAAAGACUUUCCAAUUUCUUUAAGAUUAAAGAAACAUUGCUUCGUAAAUCUCCCAAUUUGCUCUCAAAAUAUCUUCAAAACGUUUUAAAUUUUACUACCGAUAGAAGUGCUGAUGUAAAGAAAGCCCUAGUAGGUUUCAUUGAAGAAUUAUGUAAGGUGAGGGAAUCCUUAAUACCUAAAGUUAUGUUGAAUUUACACAUGCUGUUGUGCGACGAAUCUAUACCAGUACAAAAACGUGUCAUACAAGCUACAAUUACUAUUUACCGCAGAACGUUAUCUUGGCUAUGUAGGGCAUCUUCUGUUACCGACGAAAUGGAGGAGGCUUGGAAGCAAUUAUGUGCAAUUAAGUUAGAAAUAGCUAAUAUGAUAGAUAGCGAUAAUGAUGGCAUAAGAACGAGUUCAGUGAAAUUUCUAGAAUGUGUAGUCCUUCUUCAAACUUAUCCCGAUGAAGCAGAAAAUAAAAGACCCAAUGAUUUUUCUUUAGACGAUGUCCCACUGACUUUAAAAAUUGCAAGACGACGCAAAUUGGAAGAAGAAGCGAGUAAUUUAUUUGAAGUAUUAGUGAAAUUCCACGGUUCGCCGCAUAUCAGUAGUGCAAAUUUGCUUGCCUGCAUCGGAGUUUUAACAAAUAUUGCCAAGAGUAGGGCCGAGUUUAUGGUUAGGGUAGUGUCAGCCAUUGAAUCAUUAUUUAACAAUUUACCGCCAACGCUGACUACCACGCAAGUAAGUUCGGUCAAAAAAAAGCUCAAAACUGAAUUGACAGCGUUAAUAAAACACCCCGCAGCCUUUGAUUAUGUCACCCGGAUUUCUGUAAUGCUGGUGGAUUUAGGGUGUACUCAACAAGAUAUUGCUAAACUGAUACCUAAACUCGAAGAUCGUAAGAAAUACAACAAACGUACUUUGUCCACGGAAUCAUCCGUCCAACAGAUUGUCAAGAAACCUCGUUUGGAAGCUUCAUCAUUUGAACUAGACGAUACCAAUGACAGUCAAUUCGAUACUCCGCAAGAAGCAAACGAACACUUCAUUUUAGAAAAUCUAACUCUUGAAAAAGCCGUGUAUCUCAUUUUUACUCACAUUCCGAAACUGCCAAACACUAUUCCCCCUAACUUUGUGGCAGAUUACCAGAAGUAUUUUAAAGGAGGUAAUGUUGGAAAAAUGCCACUGGCAAACGUCUUGGCUGAGCAAUUUACAGAGGCCCGUGUCGGGCCUGGGGCUAAGGUAGUCGUGAAAGAACGGACCCCCGAAACGAAUAGUAAAAAACGAGAACGAGAGUCUGAAGAAACAAAGGAUGAAAAAGAGAAGCAGCCAAGAAAGGAAAAAGUAAAAGUUCAGAGGUUAAAAACCUUGAAGUUGUCGGAAAUAACCAAGCCUUUAGAGAAGGACGUUAAGCAGAGACUACUAAUAGGUUCAGUAAAUCGGUUACUGUAUCACGACAAGUACCAAAAUAAACUGUUACAUCAAAAAGUUAUCACUACGUUGGCGACGUGUUUUAAUAAAACCGUCAGAGACACUGUCCUGGCUUAUUUGAUGUCCGAUCUUAGAAGUUACGUGGAUACUGCCCUGGCCUGGUUAUUUGAGGAAUAUAGCAUUAUGCAGGGAUUUGCUAGGGUACCUCCGCUUCGCCGAGAAGGCAAAAUAGACGACAGUUACAACCUCUUGCUAUGCAGCUUCAUCAGCAUAAGUUCCAGUGACGCCCUUAUCCUCUCUCGUUUACUCCUCGAAGCGCCCAUGGUCACCGACGAGGCGUUACAUGAAAUCAAGACCGUAUGUCGCGACGAACGCAGGUCGGGUUGGGCUUUAGGCCUCUUGAGGGACCUCACUGUCAGAAAACCGCCUAAACAGUUAACGUUUCUCAACGCUCUACUGUGUUACACGACUUACGAAUCGAACGUUGUCAGAGAUCAUGCUAUAGGGCACGUCCUUGAACUCCACAAGAGACCCGAAUUGAAAUUGGUCAUAGAGGAGUUUGCAAGGAUGAACCUGGAGUUUUUAAAGCUGCUCAAACCGCCCGAGAGUCUGUGUGGAGUGGAUCAGGGUCGAAUGAAAAGUGAAGUCUGGACCGACGAUUUCAUCAAAGCGUCGCUUUUGCCUUACGUGUCACUUUUACAGGCCAACGGAAGUCUGAUUCAUGAUUUAGCGAAGAUAUACGUUCAGACUAGUGCCGAUAUCAAACGUAUCAUUUUACGUUUAAUAGAAAACCCCGUUAGGAUCAUGGGAAUGGAUUCGCCGGACCUCCUGAAGUUGGUCGAGGAAAGUCCGAAAGGAUCGGAAACUUUGGUGACGAGGGUUAUACAUAUCCUGACGGAUAAGGGGCCCCCGAGUGCACAGUUGGUGCAGAGGGUGAGGGAUCUGUACAAUAGCAGGGUGUCUGAUGUAAGGUUCCUUAUUCCCGUACUAAAUGGGUUGACGAAGCAGGAGGUAAUAUCUGCUUUGCCGAAAUUAAUUAAACUGAACCCGGUGGUCGUGAAAGAAGUUUUUAACAGGCUUCUGGGCUUCCACGGGGAUAGCCCCAUCACCCCAACCGACCUACUGGUCUCCCUGCAUUUGAUAAAUGCCGAUAAAGCGGACCUUAAGACUGUCAUGAAGGCGACGUCAAUGUGUCUGCAGGAGAAACAGGUGUUCACUCAAGAAGUUCUGGCGGUCGUCUUGCAGCAACUGAUGGAUCAGACGCCCCUGCCCACACUGUUGAUGAGGACGGUCAUACAGGCUUUGACCAGUUAUCCGAGGCUCUCUGGUUUCGUCAUGAAUAUCCUACAGAGGUUAAUCUUGAAGAAGGUCUGGAAACAAAAAGUCGUUUGGGAGGGCUUCAUAAAGUGCUGUCAGAGGACGAAGCCUCAGAGCUUCGCCGUUCUCAUGCAGUUGCCGACGCCGCAACUCACCGAGGCCCUGAACAUUUGUUCUGAGUUGCGGGAACCCCUUCGUGAACAUCUGCUGACGUUCACAGAAGCCCAAAGGGCACAUAUUCCGGCGGCGACGCAGGAAACAGUUUUGGGGCCUUUCACUGUGCCCGUGCCUGGUGCGGUACAGCCUUCCGCCGUGCCACAAACUGACGUCCUGGUUUUAGAUACAGACAUUUCCAUGCCCCCUCCAGCAUCCGAACCCCUGCCUCCGGGAAUGGAAUGAAAAUUUUAAAUGUAAUUUA
Messenger RNA from Anoplophora glabripennis (Asian longhorned beetle), 3298 nucleotides. RefSeq names its product symplekin (gene Sym). Lineage: Eukaryota; Metazoa; Arthropoda; Insecta; Coleoptera; Cerambycidae. The record is from RefSeq and is a predicted model, not a curated record. The coding region runs from base 76 to 3279 and encodes 1067 amino acids. Gene Ontology annotation, cellular component: mRNA cleavage and polyadenylation specificity factor complex. The transcript has 10 exons.